AUGGCAGCGUCCGGUCGGUCCACGACCAGCAACACAAACAUCCCAGAAUACGAAUACUCCGAUGUGAACACCAAGCCGUUUCACAUCGGCGGCUUCCGUAGCGAGUGGCUGAGCAGACUGAGGCCGGAGGACUGCUCCUACCAGCCGGAGGACGAGGACGCGUUCGAGGCUAACUUCGCCAAACAGCAUGGGGUCAGUGCGGAGACCAUGCUGGAGCUGAAGACCGUCUGCAGUAUCGAUUCCCUCCGUUGCCAUCCUGAGGAUGAGCAGCCCGACCCGGAGGUGGUGCCUCCGAACCCGACGCUUCAAACACUGAUAGAAAGGAAAAAGAAACAAGAUUAUAAGGCUUCUCUGAGAAUCACCAAGAACAGACAUGACCUCUACGCCAAUGAACUGGAGCGUUUAACUUAUGGUAUGAAACCAGAAGCAGUGGAUGACAUGCUGCCGGAGGGAGAAGUCAUUCUGACCGUCAACGUCUACUACCCGGCCAUUUAUGAUAGAUUUAACUACGUCAGACCCCACAUGACUUUGCUGAUGACGGGCUCCCACAGCUUGGCGGAGUUCAGGGACGCAAUUUGCUGCGUCAGCGACCUGCAGGUGUGCGGCGAGUUCAGCAACACGCCAAACAUCGCUCCAGACUUCAUCAGCAAAGAUCACUACAAGUCAGCUUUCUUUUUCUUCGAAGGCGUUUUCUACAACGACAUGCGGUACCCGGAGUGUCAAGACAUCAGCAUGACGACGAUUGAAUGGGCAAAGAGCCACAACUUCCCGUCCUACAGCCAGGCCAAGAUGGAGGACACGCGCUUUGCGGAUCUGAAUGUGAAAGUGGGCUUCCCGUACCUCUACUGUCACCAGGGAGACUGUGAACACCUCGUCAUCAUCACAGACGUCAGGCUGACGCACAAGAACGACUGCCUGGACAAGGAGCUGUAUCCGCUCCUCACUCACAAACACAGAGUCGCCACGCAGAAGUGUGCCGUUUGCCAUAUCUUCAUUGGAAGAUGGUUUACUACCAACGAUGAGUUUGCUCCCAGUCACCCAUGUCUCUUCUGUGACAAGUGUUUCCGGACGCUUCACUACGACGAAGACGGCCACAAGCUGGGAGACUUCCUGGCCUAUCCCUACGUGGACCGAGGGGCCUUCAACUGAAGCUCCUCUGGAGUGACUGGGUCCAGUCACGGAUAUAUUGCUGUAUAAUACAGUUAAAUCUCUUUGUUUUUCACAAAGAAAGUUCUUCUGCAGUCUCAUGGAUGCAAUAGAACUACAGUAUAGUAAUAGCUGGAGCAGCAAUAACGGCGACAGUCAAAUUUAACUGAGAAUGGAAGGAUUUUUGUGAGGUCCUUUUUCCAAAAACAUGAUUACAGACAAAACUUGUUACUAUAUGUUCUACUUUAUUAAUGGAGGCUGAAACAGGUCGUCAGACAGGCACAAAAAUACUCUUAUUUACAUCUACACUUUGUUAAAAGGAAACAAAAAACACAACCUUCAAACAAACACUUGAACAUGGUUGAGAAUAAAGCAUUUUCUUGGCAAAAGAAACUUUGGCAAACUCCAGAAUCUUCAGUGUGCGUAUCUGAAGUGAUGCUUCUAUGAAACGAUUAUGCAGCCAAUAACAGCGGACGUGGCGACGGUGUCUGUGGCCUCCGUACUUCAAUAUAACUUAAGCUGAAGAUGAGAUUAAACCAUUGAUUGUGUAAAUGUAAAAAACCUUAAUUAAAUGUGAAAGAGAGAACAUCUAUUGGGUUAAAGGUCCUGCUGGUGCUGACCUGCUCUCUGCGAGCGUGCCCGUUAAGUACUAACUUCUCAGCGCUACAGAUCUACAAGUGCUAACUCUUCACACCGUUAACCAGAUUCAACAGAUGCUUGUAAGACGAUGAGCCAGAAAGGUAAAGAAAACACAAAGUACAAAAAUAAACCGUGUGGUCAGUGGUUAUCGGGGCUGGAGGGUCACUGAAGCCUUAGAGCAGCAAAUUUGACAGAAGGCCGUCAGGAAUCUGGAAACCAGUGUUUGUGAUUAGUCAUCGAGAGGAGGUGGACAGGAGGAGAUCCCAGUGGGUGAGCUCAGCGUGGACAGAGGAGCCCAGCAGACCCCACUCAGGUGGACUCUUCCUGAGCUUCUGGGGCACUGCAAAGAAAACAAACAAACAAAUGCUUACAUUUUUCCGCAGAACAUUGUCGAUUUAGCGUCGGUGCUCAACAGAAGACACAAGUCCGUGAGUGAGUGAGAAAACUGCAGGACGUACAGUGCAUCCGGAAAGUAUUCACAGCGCUUCACUUUUAGUUAUGUUACAGCCUUAUUCCAAAAUGAAUUAAAUACAUUUUUCCCCUCAAAAUUCUACACACAAUACCCCAUCAUUAUAUUGAAAAAAGUUUGUAUAAAUAGGGUUGUAUUGGCCAGGUGAUGAGCGGUGCCUGGUUUCCUCCAGACAUGACGCUUGGCAUUCAGGCCAAUGGGUUCAAUCUUUGUUUCAUCAGACCAGAGAAUUUUGUUUCUCAUGGUCUGAGAGUCCUUCAGGCGCCUUUUGGCAAACUCCAGGAGGGCUGUCAUGUGCCUUUUACUGAGGAGUGGCUUCCGUCUGGCCACUCUACCAUAUCGGCUUGAUUGGUGGAGUGCUGCAGAGAUAGUUGUCCUUCAGUGCAACGCUGGAACUCUGUCAGAGUGACCAUUGGGUUCUUGGUCACCCCCCUGAUGAAGGCCCCUCUUGGGCGGCCAGCUCUAAGAAGAGUCCUGGUGGUUUUCAAAUUUCUUCUUUUGACAGAUGAUGAUGGCCACUGUGCUCAUUGGGACAUUAAAUGCUGCAGACAUUUUUCUGUACCCUUCCCCAGAUCUGUGCCUCGAUACAAUCCUGUCUCGGAGGUCUACAGACAAUUCCUUGGACUUCAAUGGCUUGGUUUGUGAAUUUAAUCCAUUUUGGAAUAAGGCUGUAACAUAACACAAUAUAGAAAAAGUGUUGUGAAUACUCUCCGUACGCACUGUAGAAAAGUGAACGCUGCAGAGUUUACAACUGAGAAACAGAAAAAUACACUCAACUCAAAAAUGUUGAAUUUUAUGGACAUGGAAAUAAGUCACAAUACUUGUGCGUCGCUGUGCCGGUUAAUUUCCAUGGGAGCGAUAGAUCCUGUCCUCAGAAACCACUCUACUUUAUCAUAAUGCCGAAGGUUUAAUUGCUAGUGGAUGUGCAGUGGAAGCUAAUAUAUCUCAGGAUGUGAGGAACACGCCCUCGGGACCCGUUUAUAUCCGCUAAGAAACCCUCAAUGAGAGAUUGCAUUGAACGACAGGAGGCACAGAGCCCGGAGUUAGCGUCGUGACUCUCUCUCUCUCUGAGUCCUGACUCACACAUUGUUGCUUCUGGGCUUUCUGUGAGUUUGGUGGACGUGCCGAGAAAUAGAGAGUGAUUAAGCAGAACGUUUCCGAGCCAGCUGAUGUGGACUUUCAUUUUUACAGCUCUUCUUGUGUAACAUAUGCAACACAUUUACGUCAUGUGAUACUGGAAGGGGCGCCGCAAACAAAAAAAGGUUUAUCCACUUUUAUGGGCCAAUUUUAAAACCUCACGGCGCAAAAGCGUGAUUCUGAAACCUACAGCAAAUGGCCACUAUGAUGUUUAAAUGUAUCAAUCAUUUUGACAGAGCAACCACUGAGUCCUUCCUGCGUUAUGGUAUCUCCUGCUGGUUUGUGAACAGUCAGCUGUAGAGCUCAACUUCUCUGUCUGGUUAAAAAAGCUGGAAAAUCAUGGUAACCAUCAUUCCACUCUCUCCCCAAGAAAAUUUUUGAGAUGUGUAUGUCCUUGACAAGCUCGCCCUUUGAAAUCAAGGAAACAUUGUGAAUGUUCUGUAACUAAACUGAUUACUUGUUUUUUCCCAGGCAAAUGUUAUGCCUUUAUUUAAUGGAUUUGUUGUAUUUUAUGUUUUUACCCGAUGUUUUUACCUGGUUUGAUGGCGCAAGGAGACAAUCAAGUUUUCAGACAUGACUCAUAUGAAGAACGUAGAAAAUGUCCGGAACACUCCUCCAGCAGCAGCGACACCCCGUCCGCGAGUCAGUUGCAUUACAGAAAAGGCUACAUGCUGAAAUAACUUUUACUUUUAGUACUUUAGAUAUACUUGAAACUGACUUUUACUCUUUUACAUUUUUGUCUAUUUAUUUGGACUAUUACUGAAGUAAAAUGUUUGAAAACUU
Messenger RNA from Limanda limanda (common dab), 4174 nucleotides. It is a transcript of the gene snapc3, whose product is annotated as small nuclear RNA activating complex, polypeptide 3. Gene Ontology annotation, molecular function: core promoter sequence-specific DNA binding; RNA polymerase III type 3 promoter sequence-specific DNA binding; RNA polymerase II cis-regulatory region sequence-specific DNA binding. Gene Ontology annotation, cellular component: snRNA-activating protein complex. Lineage: Eukaryota; Metazoa; Chordata; Actinopteri; Pleuronectiformes; Pleuronectidae. Bases 1 to 1149 code for a protein of 382 amino acids. The record is from RefSeq and is a predicted model, not a curated record. Gene Ontology annotation, biological process: snRNA transcription by RNA polymerase III; snRNA transcription by RNA polymerase II. The transcript is spliced from 9 exons.